AAAUCCAAAACCAUAUCAAAUUCAAAUUCCCAUAUAACCCUCCAAAUUACUUAUCCAUCUAUCGAGAGCUCCUCUCUAAAUCUCUUCAUGGGCAAUAAUAUCAAGCUGCUAGACAAGCUCCUUUAUGCUUGCUUCCUAGCCUUGUCAUUCCGUCUUGUAUCCAUAAAUGGUGAACAAUUAACAUCAUGCGCCCAGACUCCUUAUCCCGAUACGUGCAACUACUAUUUGACACGCGACAGCAUGCUGUUAUCAUCCCAAGAGGAGAAGACGUUUGCGUUUCAUGAUUUGGCGCUUAGGGUCACCAUGGACCACACUGUCCAGGUUCAUCGUCUUGUGUCCUCGAUGGAUGUGAGCUCCUUUGAUGGUCGAGCCAGGUCGGCUUGGUCCGACUGUCUGGAGUUGUAUGAGGACACAAUGCACCAGUUAAACCGUUCUAUGAGCUCAAACACCGUUAAUCCUCGUGAUUCACAGACGUGGCUGAGCGCCACGAUCACCAACCAUGUAACAUGCCAAAACGGGUUUAAAGAGCUAAAGGUAGAGUCAAAUCUACAACGCUUCCCGAAUUUGAUGUUGACCAACUUCUCCAGGUUGCUUAGCAACUCGCUAGCCAUCAACAAGGGGUACACGAUAUCAUCCCCUCCGAGCUCCAUCCAUCUCCAUGAAGAGAGUGGCAAUGGAGGCAACCGGCGGCUGUUGGCUGAUGGCUUCCCGUCAUGGGUUUCAGCCUCUGACAGGAAGCUCCUCCAGUCGACAGCAGCGCCCAAGGCCGACCUUGUGGUGGCUAAUGACGGGUCGGGUGACUUCAAGACCAUCUCUGAGGCGGUGGCGGCUUCAGCCAAGCGACGCAGUGGGGACAAGAGGUUCGUGAUAUACGUGAAAGCGGGGACAUACAAUGAGAAUGUGGAGAUUAAAAGGUCAAUGAAGAAUUUGAUGAUUGUUGGAGAUGGGAAGGAUGCCACGGUCGUAACUGGGAGUCGAAAUGCCAAAGAUGGCUCCACCACCUUUCGGUCAGCAACUUUUGCUGUCAUGGGUGCCGGCUUCAUCGCGAGGGAUAUGACAUUUCAAAACACCGCGGGCCCACAGAAACACCAAGCCGUGGCUCUCCGGUCCGGCUCGGACUUCUCCGUCUUCUACAGCUGUAGCUUCAAGGGCUAUCAGGACACGCUGUACGUCUACUCUCAGCGCCAAUUCUACCGUGAAUGCGACGUCUAUGGCACGGUGGACUUUAUCUUUGGGGACGCUGUGGUCGUUCUACAAAACUGCAACAUCUACGCCAGGAAGCCCAUGUCUGGGAAAUGGAACACCGUGACAGCUCAGGCGAGGACUGACCCCAACCAAAACACCGGAAUAAUAAUUCACGGGUGCCGUAUCACGGCUGCCUCUGACUUGAAGCCGGUGCAAGGUUCUGUCAAGACGUAUCUUGGUCGGCCCUGGCAGAAGUACUCGAGGACGGUGAUCAUGAUGAGCUCCUUGGAUGGACUGAUUGACCCACAAGGUUGGCUUCCAUGGAGUGGGAGUUUCGCUCUGAGCACUCUCUAUUAUGGUGAAUACAUGAAUACAGGAUCUGGUGCCAGCACGAGUGGAAGGGUGAAAUGGCCAGGCUAUCACGUGAUUACAAGCGCAUCUGACGCUAGAAAAUUUACGGUCGGGAACUUCUUGGCUGGAAACUCAUGGAUUCCGGCUACCGGAGUACCAUUUUUGGUGGGUCUCUGAUGAAAGUGGAUAUUUCCUGGUCAAUAUUUCUAAGCAUGAAAAGGUGGGUUAUUAGCUGUAAAACUAUAAAUAGGAAAAUGACAUGAAGUUGGGAAAGGUUGUCAUAUAGUUUGUGUCAGUAUCCAGAUGCCCUUGUUGGCUUCAAAUUUGUCAAAGUCAAGCAGAAAACUGUACAAAAUGAAUAAAAGUGAAGUUUGAUGAUGCAGUCAGUUUAUAUCA
Molecule: messenger RNA, 1932 nt
Organism: Punica granatum (pomegranate)
Lineage: Eukaryota; Viridiplantae; Streptophyta; Magnoliopsida; Myrtales; Lythraceae
Source: RefSeq, a predicted model, not a curated record